AUGGCACAAGCACCCAUCACCACCAUCCCUCCUUUCAGUGACGCGGGCAAGCUCCCCGACUGUGCCAAGCAGUGCGGCCCCCUCUACGACGCCAACGGUGCUUGCGUCCCCCCCGCCGCUCCCGAGGCCGCUGCCAGCGCCUACACGGCCUGCUUUUGCGGCCACGCCAAGGUUUCCCCCUUCUCCAAGGGACCGACGGGCGUUUGCGACCAGGCCUGCCAGGGGGACCAGGCGGGCUUGCAAUCCAUUGCCAACUGGUUCCGGGGCAUCUGCAGCGCCCAAGGCGACGGCGCAGCCAACCCUCAAAACGGCCAAUCCACUACCAGCGCCGGCAACAACGGGAGCCAGAAACAGACGUCAAACACGACGAGCAACGCCGGCGGGGGCGACUGGCUCUCCAACCACUGGCAAUGGGUCAUCAUGAUUGUCGUCCUCGUCGUCGGCAUUGCCGCCAUCUGGAUUGGCGCCUGUGUCUGGCGCCGCCGCUACCUGCGCAAAAAGGACAGCCCAAUGUCGCUCGGCCAAAAGCACUCUGGCUCCGCCUCGAAUCCAUCCUGGGGUCCCGCCGUCGCCGGCUCCGAAUCCGCGACGCCCAUGGCCUAUGGACGCGACCCUGAGCAAUCCGUUCCCGAGAAGCCCAAGAAGAAGGAAAAGAAGAAGUGGACCGUCGGCCGGCGCACAUAG
This is a messenger RNA of Hirsutella rhossiliensis, 684 nucleotides long. RefSeq lists its product as uncharacterized. The transcript is spliced from 3 exons. The record is from RefSeq and is a predicted model, not a curated record. The coding region runs from base 1 to 684 and encodes 227 amino acids. NCBI's taxonomy places the organism in Eukaryota, Fungi, Ascomycota, Sordariomycetes, Hypocreales, Ophiocordycipitaceae.